GCCCAACAGCCAGUUGCCCCCUCUCGCCCCAUUCACCAUCAACCCCGACGACCAUGUUGUCGACGGGCUUUGCCACCGCAGUAGUUGUUCAGGUAGUGUUGGCGAGCCUGGUGGUGGCGCACAUGACCUUUGAUACGACCUUGGCCUGGUGCGAAUACCAUUGCAACGAGUUUACGCUCGACCACCCCACCAAUUGCUCCACCUGCAGAGAGUCACUACCCCGACGGUUGGAGGACGCAGACACGGCAUCCUUCAACUUGAUUGCGUGCGACACCAACAACCUGCACCUGAACAUGACCGCGCAAGGCGUGGGGCUGCAUCAGUUUUGGACGCAGUUUCAACGAGCAAUGGAGCAUGCCUUGGCCGGCUCGUCCAAACUGCCGUUGCGCAGUGCCUGUGAUCUCUCGCCUCAGGCACCACUGUCGAUGGCAUUCACUGCGGAACAUGCCACGACAUCGAGUCCUGUGCUUGUGUACCUGAAUCGAUCGCCCCACGAACACGAGUGCAUCCGAGCCAUCCACGCCAUGGCGGUGCCAUCCUUGUCGGUGAUGGGUCGAAGUAACGGCGUUGACCAAGGUCACACCAGUCUGCUAGUUCAUGCGACCAGUGAUCAAAGGACGUCCAUGUUGGCGCUGACCUGUGUGGGCCAAGUGCUGGCAGUACCCCCGCUCUUCAAACUCAGCCCCCUCGCACGCUCCGUGCACGCCACGUUUGCGACAACAUCACCGCCAGUGCAUAUUGCACUUCUGGACGGUGCAUCCAUCGGCGCAGUCUUGGAGUCGUUGAAUGCUGGCCUGCAGAAUGCCACGGGCAUGUCUAACCUGGUGCACGAGACUGACGACGGACACUUGGCGGUGCGACGGCUGCGCAACUUCAAGACGUGGGCGACAGUGAUCGCGUUCGCUUGCCGGCAUCCUCACGUGCAUUAUGUCACUCGGGCGGGCGUCGUGGAAACGUUCGACUUGCCAUCUGCACGAUCUGCGUCGCCGUCGACCACCUCCAGUGACAACCAGAUAUCGUCUAUCGUCGGCAUCGACCAAGUCCGAGCGCGCGGCAUUCUGGGCAAUGGCGUCGUCGUGGGGAUUUCGGACUCGGGGUUGUACUUGGACCACGACCAGUUCGACCAGCCCGGUCCACGUGAAUUCGGCGCGAUCAACUCAAACGCUCGAAAGGUAGUGCUGUACGAACCGAUGGCGGACACGAUCGAUCAGUCCAAGACGGUCACGUGUGGCCAUGGGACGCACGUGUCUGGCAUAUUGGCCGGAAGUUCGUGGAGCCAGCAGCACCCGAACGUGGGGGUCGCCCCCAUGGCCAAGAUCGCUUUUGCCGACAUUGGGACGCAAAACGCUUCAUGUGCCAACAACGAACGAGUGGAAUGCCCUGUCGAGUUGCUCACGCCGCCGUCUGCGAUGGAUCUCUUGGGGAAGCAAGUGGCGGCGGGGGCCAAAAUCUUUUCGUUCUCGUGGGGCGUUCAAAAGGACGACUACAGCAAGCAAGCGCAAAACCUGGACGAGUUUGUAUUUGACAAUCCAGAUGUCCUCAUUGUCAUUGCGGCCGGCAAUGGAGGGGACGAUGGGAGCCGUACGAUCAGCUCCCCCGCCGGAGCAAAAAAUGUCAUCACUGUGGGGGCUUCGAUGAGCUCGAUGGAUAGCCUGCUGGACAAAUUCCGGUGCCCUGGUCUUUACAACCCGCACAGCAUCGCGUCGUUUUCGUCGCGAGGCCCGACGAGCGACGGCAGGAUGAAGCCAGAUCUCGUCGCCCCAGGUGAACUCCUCUGGUCUGCAAGGAGCGAGGGACCUGGCUCCACGUUGAAAACAAGCGCACUAUGCCCGCUUCAAGGCACUUCGCAGGCCACCCCCGUCGUGGCUGGACUGGCUGCGUUGACGUACGAAUGGCUGCGAGAUGGAUGGUGGCACAAGGGUGUCUGCGAUGCCGCUGUGGGAAUGAGCCGCAUUCCUGCGUCGUUGAUCAAGGCUCUGCUCAUCCACAGCUCCCAAGGACUCGAGCGACGCCUUGAACACAACAAGGUGAACGAGUCGUGCUCGAGUCGAAAGACGCUGCCACUCCAGUACCCAGACAUGAACCAAGGUUACGGCCUACCAGACAUGUCCAAGGUGGCAAACUUCGGCUCCACGACUGCCAACGUCGCGUUUUGGCCGAAUGCAGUGCACCCGACGACGCCGUCGGUAGCCCACGGAGGCAAAGACUUGUAUCGAGCGACUUUGAGGCCGGACCAAGUCAUUCGCGCAACGCUGGUACGUCACAGCGCUGGGUCCAAACGCUUGUCGUGGACGAUAUUGUAGGUAUGGACGGACCCACCAGGGAAUCUGCUGGCAACACGCAUGCUGCAGAAUGACUUGGAUUUGUUUGUGACCGUCCGCGGGGCUCGCCACGUCAUGGUUCAUCCGGUGGCCCAACGCGGCGUCCGAAAAGACAGUCUGAACAACGUGGAGAUGGUCCAAGUCACAUACGACGACCUCGGUCGACGAAUGGGCUCCGAAGCCCAGACACGAGAAAUGGAAUUGGAGGUGCAUGUUGUCGGCGCGUCUGUCUUGGUUCAAGGCCCCCAACCGUACGCGCUUGUGACUUCAGUCAGCCCAUGGACGACUCAUGGUCCCCGAAGCGUGCCGUCCUCGACGUUGUCCGCGUCUGGCUAUGGGGAAAACCUAUGGGUGUUUGCAGGUAUCGGGUUUGCCCUGGUGAUAGCAAGUCUUGUCCACCAAAUCCGACAGCAAUCGACGAAACGAAGGGUGGUUCGCUUGCACUCGGAUGGAAAGGUGGUGUACGGAUCGACGUAGCAUUCAAUGUGUUAAUUCAUUUGGCUGCCGAGACAAGUUCAUGCCGUUGUUUGUGUUUUGACACCGCCGAGACGAAUGAUCAAGUUGCCCUCCCGCAUGUAUAACAUCCAUCGCCUUGUCAAGCGCCACGCUUGCAAGGGCAAAUCAAACUGGCGACACACGCUGUUCACCCUACCACGUUUCGCAGAGGGACAACACUCGCCAGUGUAGUUGCUCCCGCUUUGAAAGCCGGCCGAAGCUCGACACACACGACGGACGCCGUCGUUCGCGAAAUUGUCGGGACUGCGACAUCUCGAAAGCGAUCUCAAGACGUAAGAAGGGAAGAGAAUGCUCGCCGGAUUGGACUUGCGCGCGAUCGACGACGUCAACAAGGAAACGACAGGGGGAACCAGG
This is a messenger RNA of Aphanomyces invadans, 3191 nucleotides long. RefSeq lists its product as hypothetical. Gene Ontology annotation, molecular function: serine-type endopeptidase activity. Gene Ontology annotation, biological process: proteolysis. The record is from RefSeq and is a predicted model, not a curated record. The transcript is spliced from 11 exons. Bases 54 to 2303 code for a protein of 749 amino acids. NCBI's taxonomy places the organism in Eukaryota, Oomycota, Saprolegniomycetes, Saprolegniales, Verrucalvaceae.